AUGAUUGUGGGUACGGUUAUCAUUAUGUGGUUGGAUCACACACUAGAGGGUUUUGUUGCUACUGAGACAUUCACAUUGGAUUCCACUAGUGGCAGGUCAGUCACCUUACCAGAGAAAAUCUUUGGUUGUGGACACAACAAUGGUGGAACCUUCCAUGAGAGAGAAACUGGUCUAGUUGGCCUCGGAGGGGGUCUGCUAUCACUGAUUUCGCAAUUGAAAUCAUCUGUUGGUGGCAAGUUUUCCUACUGCUUAGUCCCUUUUGAGAAAGAAAAUCUGACAAGCAAAUUGAAUUUUGGUAGUGAAGCUGUCGUUUCGGGUGAUGAUGUCAUCUCCACUCCUUUAGUGACAAAGGAUCUAGUUACAUUCUAUUAUGUGACCCUUGAAGCAAUUAGUGUCGGAAACAAGAGAUUGCCAUACAAGAAUUCAUCCAACUCUGUCGCUGAUGAGGGAAAUAUUAUCCUCGAUUCUGGUUCAACAUUGACAUUUAUCGAAAGUGAGUUCUACCAUAAUUCUGAAUCAGAAAUGAAGAAAUUGAUUCAUGGUCAAAGUUUUAUAGAUAAUUUUUUUAGCUUGUGGUACGAACCUGGUAUUGAUGUCAAUGUUUCAGUUACUUUCCAUUUUUCCGAUGUCGACGUCAAUGUGGGUGUCUUUGGAAACAUAGCUCAAAUGGAUUUCUUGGUUGGCCAUGAUCUGGAAAAAAGGAAGGUUGUCACUGCGAAGCCUCCUCAGGUCGUCGUUACUAGCUCCUCGGAGUCUGAGUCCUCCUCUCGUUUGAAUAAUGCCUCUGAAAGCAGUUCUGAAGAAGAAGAGAUCGGUGCUGUCACCUCGGAUGCCCAGAAAUAUGAGACUCUUCUCAAGGAAAGCGACGCCGCAAAUGAGAGCCUACAGAAGCUGAGGGAUGACCUCAAGGCGACUGUGGAUACGGUGAAGGAAGGUAGGACCGGCUAG
Molecule: messenger RNA, 948 nt
Organism: Telopea speciosissima
Lineage: Eukaryota; Viridiplantae; Streptophyta; Magnoliopsida; Proteales; Proteaceae
Product: aspartic proteinase CDR1-like
Exons: 4
Coding region: 1-948 (315 amino acids)
Cellular component (GO): extracellular region
Source: RefSeq, a predicted model, not a curated record